Chenopodium quinoa (quinoa) is the source of this 4183-nucleotide messenger RNA. RefSeq names its product pentatricopeptide repeat-containing protein At5g61990, mitochondrial-like. Lineage: Eukaryota; Viridiplantae; Streptophyta; Magnoliopsida; Caryophyllales; Amaranthaceae. Gene Ontology annotation, molecular function: protein binding. The record is from RefSeq and is a predicted model, not a curated record. The transcript is spliced from 5 exons. The coding region runs from base 76 to 3285 and encodes 1069 amino acids.
AUAUGGUGUCUGAAAAUUCAGCCCUUCUGAAAAAAGCCCAUUUGACGCCUCCACAUUACCAAAUUUGCAAUUUUGAUGUUCUUCUUCCUUGUUCUGGUUGUGUUAAGGGGAAAUUACUCUUCCCCUUUGUCACUCUUUUGCUAUUCUUCUUCCUGCUAUGCUAAAACCUUCACCAAAAUCAUGGGUUUUUGGAAUCACCAUCUUAGGUUAUUGCCCCACAGAAAACACACUAGACUCAGAACAAUCUCUCUCUUUCUAUCUUCCUGCAGAUUCUUUACCACAUUGAAGAUCUUCAAUGGCGAAAAUGGGGAAACUGUUGAAGAAAUUUCAAAGCUUUUAAAGCAUAAUAACUGGAGCAUUUUAAUGGGGUCAUCAGACAUCAUUAAGAAGCUAAACCCUGAUGUUGUCCAAUCUGUUCUUCAUCAUAAUCAGUUUUCUGAUCCAAUUCGACUUCUGGGGUUCUUUAAUUGGUCGCAUUCUCAACUGGGUAUUCAUCACAAUUUGUUUUCCUUCUCAAUUUUAGCUGUUCUUCUUUGUAAUUCUAGCUGUUUUCCUCUUGCAAAUGGGGUUAUUGAAUGUUUGAUUGAUACCCGACCGCCUUCUUAUAUGGUGUUUGAUUCAUUGGCUAGUUGUGUGAGGGAAUAUAACAAGUGCGAUUCCAGUUCUGUGAUUUUUGAUAUAGUGAUUAAUGCUUAUAAGAAAAUGGGGCUCUUAAAAGAGGCUGCUGAUGUAUUCUUGUGUAUUAAAGACAAUGAUUUUUGUCCUAGUUUGGUUUGUUGCAAUUCUUUGUUGUCUGAUUUGCUGAAGAAGAAUAUGAUGGGUUUAUUUUGGAGGGUUUAUGAUAAAAUGUUAGCGGUUAAUCUUGUUCCUGACAUUUAUACUUAUACCAAUUUGAUUAGUGGUCUAUGUAAAGAAGGGAAGGUUGAGGAAGGUAAAAAUGUGAUUGUGGAAAUGGAAGAGAAAGGCAUUAUUCCUAAUUUAGUGACUUAUAAUGUACUUAUUAAUGGUUUGUGUAGAUCCAAGGCCCUAGAUGAAGCUUUGGAGCUUAAACGCUCCAUGGCCGAGAAGGGCCUAACUCCUGAUAGUUAUACUUAUUCGAUACUCAUUGAUGGAUUUUGUAAAAAUAAGAAGGCUUGGGAAGCAAAGUUGCUGUUGGCUGAAAUGGUGGGGAGGGGUUUGAAGCCUAACCAUGUUACUUACACUUCCUUGAUAGAUGGGUUCAUGAAGCAGGGUGAUGUGAUAGAGGCUCUCAAAAUUAAAGAUGAGAUGAUCGCUUGCGGAAUUAAGCUGAAUUUUGUGACAUAUGCUGCAUUAAUUAGUGGUGUAUGUAGGAUAGGUGACAUGGAGAAAGGAAAAGGUCUAUUGUUUGAGAUGAUUAGGUUAGGGUUAAGUCCUAGUUCCCAAAUAUACAGCUAUUUGAUUGAAGGUUAUUGUAGAGAAAAUAAAAUGGAGGCAGCCUAUGAGCUGCUUGCUGAGAUGAAGAGCAUGAAUUUUUCCCCUACAGCUUUCACAUUUAAUGCAAUUAUCAAUGCACUUUGUCAUGUUAGAAAUGUUCAGUGUGCUUAUAAUGUUCUACAAGAAAUGGUCGUUUGUGGUGUGAAACCAAAUGUGGUUACUUACACAACUUUAAUCAAGGGUUAUGUCCAUGGGGGUAACUUGGAGGAGGCAAUGAGAAUAUUUGAAGAGAUGAAGGAGAAAGGGACUUUACCUGAUGUUUUUUGCUACAACACUCUUGUAAUGGGCCUUUGCAAGGGUGGAAAAACAGGAGUAGCAAUUUCUUAUUUUGAUGAGAUGGUGGAGAGAGGAUUAAAGCCGGAUGCAUAUACUUAUGGUGCUUUAAUCCACGGAUAUUGCAAAGAUGGGGAAAUGAAAACUGCUAGUAGAUAUCUUGAAGUGAUGUCAAGGUGUGGUAUCAAACCAAAUGAUGUCGUCUAUGCAGCUUUUAUUGAUGGACAUUGCAAAGAAGGGAAUAUCGCGGAGGCCUUGUCGUCCUUUGAAGAUAUGCUGAGGCAGAAAGUACUCCCUGAUUUACUUGCCUACAGUGUGCUCAUCCACAGUCUCGCUAAGAAUGGAAAGAUGCAAGAAGCUUCACAGGCAUUCAUAGAACUUAGGGCUAAGUGUCUGGUGCCUGAUGUGUAUACUUACAGCUCUUUAAUCUCUGGAUAUUCUAAGCAAGGAGAUAUGAUAAAAGCUCUUGAACUGUUUGAAGAGAUGAAGAGGGAAGGUGUUCAUCCAAAUAUUGUCACUUACAAUAGUUUGAUUAAUGGACUGUGCAAAUUUGGUGAAGUAGAGAGGGCACAGGAACUCUUUUGCGAAGUCACCACAAAGGGGCUGGUACCAAACAGUGUGACUUAUGCUACUAUGAUAGAUGGCUAUUCCAAAUGUGGGAACUUAAAGGAGGCAUUUAGAUUGUUUGAUGAGAUGCAAUUAAAGGGCAUACCAUGUGAUAGCUUUGUCUACAAUGCCAUUAUUGAUGGUUGCUCCAGAAAAGGAGAUUUGGAGAAGGCUCUAUCCUUAUAUCAAGAAAUGCGGCACAAGGGUAUAGCUUCAAUACAUACUUUCAAUACUUUAAUUUAUGGGUUUUGCAAGUCAAAUCAGUCAGCUGAAGCAUUUAAACUCUUGCAAGACAUGAUUGAAAUGAAUAUUGCACCCACGAAUGUGACAUAUACCAUUUUGAUAGAUCAUCACUGCAAAUUGGGAAUGAUGGAAGAAGCUGAAGAUCUCUUCUAUGAGAUGCAAAAUAGAAAUUUAAAGCCAACUACCAUAACUUAUGCCUCCCUUUUAAACGGAUAUAAUAGAACAGGUAACGGGCUUAAGUUGAUUUCUCUUUUCAAUAACUUGUUGACCAGUGGAGUUAUGCCUGAUGAAGUUGUAUAUUCCCUAAUGGUGGACACUUAUCGUAGAGAAGGUAAUUGGAAAAGAGUCUUUCAGAUGAUGGAUGAAUUAUCACUUAAGGGUUUGACAUUGAAAGAAAAUGUAUGGGAUUCAUUAGUUGAAACCCUAAGUCAGAAGGAUCAAUUUUCUGAAGUCUUACAGCUACUUGAUGAUAUGGAACAGCAAGGUCUCAUGCUUAGUUCUAGUACUUGCAUGAAUUUAAUUCGUGCUUUGUGCCAAUCCAGACAUUCCGACAAAGCAGCUAAGGUUCUUGAUACUGUGAUUCAAUUUAGAUGGGUUCCCAACUGCACUAGCUUGAAUGAUUUCAAUCAGAUUCAUGACCAAGACAAUUUUCAGAGUUCUGAUAGCCUUUCAGGUCAAAGGGCAUUGAAUGUUGCUAAUCUGGUGUAAGGUGGUUUUAAAAUUGAAUCUUAUGCUUCCAGCAGGCUCUAUGCCUCUAUUCCAGGGGAUUUCGCACAAGUACAUGGAAGGUUUUGGAAAGGAUUACAUGUUUUCAUUGCACGUGGAGAAAGAUAGAGAAGAAGUACCCUUGUGGCCUUCAGCUGCAGGAUUUUGCUACACAGUUAAGAUUAUGUUCCUACAAUCAGCUCAUAUAUCUUGCUUAAAUGUUGCAAGUGUUCAAGUGGCUGAUUGAUCUACAUGUUGGGCAAGCAGUAACCAGUAGCUGCUUCUCCCAGAGAAAUCAAUGUACCACCCUUUCAUAAGCGCUAAGCAGUGGGAGGAAGUUACGAAAUCUUGUGCAAAUUGAAAGGCGCAAUUAUUUUACAAAGUAUACAUACCAAAUGGCCUUGGCAAGGGCUGGCCUAGGUAUGGAAACAGAUGGCAAUGAAACAGGAAGGGGGUGCUUCAAAAAGAGAUAAUUUGAUUCCUGCAAAUUUUUCGACAGGUUGACAUUCAAGAGUACAUGGCCAUUGUAUCAUACUGACACUAAAGUAAAGAAGUGGACUCACAUACUGUAACUGCUGAAAUGACUUCUGCAGUUGACAUAGAGCCACAGAAAAUUGAGCCUUUUUGCUCUGGAAUGCUCUCUUGCAAAAUUUUAUAGGCUGCCUGUAUUUUAAAUUACUACGUAUUUCUAAUUCAAUUACUUCAGGUAAAACGAUUUAUAUAUAUAUGUUCAUUUUUGUAGGGUAGCACAAUUUUGGUUAUAACAGCAUGAAUUUUGUAGUAAUGUAGUGAUCUAACAGAGCAGGCUGACGUUGCAAGCUGAAAAUUAUUACAAGUAUAUUCACUGAGUAAAUUGUAUAGAAAAUUGCACAUUAGCAUUUUUAAUUAGGCUUAUGACCUU